AGUGAUGAUGGGAGUGAAAAUAGGAGUGACGAUGAGAACGAUGAAGGCACGAUAAUGACAACAGGGACGACAACGGCGACGACAACAGGGACGAAAAUGGGGACGACAACAGGGCCGAAAAUGGGGACGACAACAGGGACGACCAUGGGGAUGACAACAGGGACGGCGGUGGGGACGGGGAAGAGGACGGGGACGACAAUACGGACAAUGAUGGAAACUGAAGAAUCAACAUCCUCUUCAGCCUUCUGUAAGACUUUUGAUCAACCUUUGAAAACUUGCAGUGAAGAAAGGAUAAAUGAGUUAUUUAAUUGCUAUGAAAAUGGAAAAAGUACCUCUGAAAAAAUAUAUUUAGACAAUGUUGAGAGUGUAAUUGGCUGCAUAGUCAAAGGGAAGACUCCGAUGUCAAACAUCCAGCAUUUCAGAGGUUCAAUGGCAAAACACCAGCGAAAGAAUUUAACUGAUCAUCAGCGUGGUAUCCCCUCAAUGCAAGGGAAUAAGGAAACAGAUGAUGUUCAUGUGCAAAUUCCUCAAGAAGCCCUCCGUGCAGCCAUUGGGAGCGAUGAUGAAGUUAACUCUGCCAUUAUCUGGUUUAAAGGAGGCCUGUUCCCGGUACACGAGGCAAACAGCUCGCUCCUGAAUGAUCGCGUAUUAGCCAUUGAAUUGGGCAAGGCGGUUUCCGGCCUCACAAGAAGAGUCAACAUCACUUUUUUCCACCAAAAUUCAUCAUUGGAAAAUGCUACAUGUACUUUCUUGGAUAGGGGGAAAGAUGGCUCUAACCCAAUCUGGAACUCAUCGGGAUGUAGCACUGAGCAAGCGGAAGGGAAGAUUGUGUGCUCCUGCGAUCACUUGUCCUUUUUCGCUGUUCUACUGAGUCCAGUCUAUGAAAACGAGGCAGGUAAUGGUACCCAGGUGUCCGGACUGCUGAGCUCCUACUCCAUCUGGCUCCUCACCCUGCUGUCCCGGAUCGGGUGUGGGGUGUCUGUGUGCUGUCUCGCUUUGGUCAUCGCCUUCCAUGCAAUAUACAGGUGGCAUAAUUCUGAGCAUUCUCUCAGUAUCCACAUCCACCUUUGUGUGGCACUGCUGAGCCUGAAUCUUUCCUUCCUCGCCAACGACAGCAUGACCUCCCUAAACAACCACGGAGUCUGUAUCUUCAUCGCGGCGGCAACGCACUACUCCCUCCUCUGCACCAUCACCUGGUUCGCCAUAGAGGGCUUUCACCUCUACUGGCUCGUAAUCCGUGUCUUCAAUGUCUACAUCAAGAGAUACCUGCUCAAGCUGGCUCUGGUGGGCUGGGGGUUACCUGCAGUGGCUGUCAUAUCGAUCCUAAGCUGCGGAAAGUAUGGGAAGUACAACAUUUACCAGCUUGAGGGUGGCGCAGUAACAAUGUGUUACCUGCCUGAAUCGGUACUGCUCAGCAUCACCUUCAGCUUCUUUGCCCUGGUGGUCCUGCUGAACCUGCUGGUGUUCGUGGCAGUGACUGUGCAUGUUGUGCGUGCGCGGAGGCUAAGCCCCGCCCAGCAGGAGCGGCACAUCACCCGGAAGGACAUAUUCAGCCUGAUGGGGGUCUCCUGGCUUCUGGGGCUGUCCUGGGGGGUGCUGCUCUUCCCGGUCAGCCCUCUGAAGGAAGUCAUCUUCUACAUAUUCUGCAUCCUUAACUCCCUCCAUGGUGUCUUUGUGUGCGUGCGCUAUUUCACUCUCCACCGCCGGCCGAAGGAAUCCCCCGGGACCAUGCUGUCAACAGUAACCACCACCACAGACAGGGUCGCAAGUGCCUCCGUCAACAAUAGGGAACGUACCAAAAAUAUAUACAACUGAAAUAUAACUAUCCAGACUUAAAAGUUACUCAAAUGAUAGACUUACUAAGCAAAUCUUCAACUGGAAUUUUUCAAUUAUCCUUGGGUUUGGGAGCUCUCGGCAACAUUUGGGGAGUCUGUACUCCCUCAUAUUCAAGAUUGAAAUUGGUCCCGUUUCACAGACACAGAUUAGGCAUCGUCGUCAGCUGAAUUCAAUUUUGAUUGGAGAGUCUCAAUACAAAAUAUACUUCAGUCCAGGACAAUCUGUGUCUGUCAAACCGACUCAUUUUCCUGCAGCGGUAAUAAGCUUAAAACAAUAUUGUUUCAGAACGAUAGAAAUACAUUGGCAGAAAUUUAAAUUAAGAGCAUUAGGGGCCAGUUUCACACACACUCAUUAAGCCAAGUCCUAGACUGAAUUCAGAUUUUUUUUUUUUAAGAUAUUUUUUAGGCCUUUUUCAGCUUUAUUAUUUGUUACAAGACCAUUGUAAAUCCCUUCCUAUCAUUGAAAAGUCUCACCGACAUGUUGACUCACCCUCUGCCAGUGGUUAUAGUCCUUAAGUUUGGAUUUAAAAUAUGCAGUUGAUGGGCCAACACUCUGUCCCAAAACAUUGUAUAGCUGUACAAUAAUUCAAGAUCAGUGCUACAAAUUGGUUCUAAUUGGCAAAGCCAAUGGCGUUUCAACGUCGGCGCGUUACACAGAGAAGGGGUGGGAUAAACAGUGUUGUGGUUUGAGUGUUUGUUGCUGAAUGAAUGGUAAUUCCAAAUGCUGCCUAGGUUCACACAAUGAGAUGAAACCAGACCACUGAUAUAAAAUUCAUUGUUUUUAUUGUAAAAUCAUUUUCUUUUUUUUUUUCUUGAAUUUGUAAAACUGCAAAAUGUUGUACCACAAACAUUACAGGACACACAUGGCGUUUCAGAACAGAAUUCAUGCAAGGUGGUCUCCACGGCAACAUGCUCAGAGCAGAACUACGGUCAGAUCGUCAGUGCUAUUGGCCAGUUGUGUUUCUGCCUCUACUGGGUUCAGUUCUCAUGCCAUACGGUGCCUCUCACCCUAUAAAAGCUGGAAAAAUAAAACAAAAACAAACAUUUUCCUUCUCCUUGUUCUCCUAUUUUUCUCGGACAAGGUUUCUUUUAUGUCACGGGUAGUAUAAGUGGUGGAGGGGGCCGAUUCCAUAAAUAGCAGUAGCACUGGCACCUUGAAAAUGAAUGUGAUUCGUUGAGGGGAAAUACCAUGAACAAUUAAACAGUUAAACAAAUAAACUGUGAGAAUGGACUUUAUUUUUUCAAUUAUUUUUAUGCUCUCAUAUGGGAUUCUCAAACCAUUUAACAUUUCAGCUUUUUUGAGCGGUGCUUUCAUUGUUCUCAUUUGUAAAACUGCUUAGAAAUUACCAAGACAGAUCCUGUAGGUCAGAGGUCAUACUAAUGACUUGCAUAUGGUAUUCUCAAGAUAACAGUUACAUGUGGAGUCUAUCACUGUAUGCCUUUGGUGAUCAAGUAAGCCUACUGAAAUCAAAAUGUACAUUUCAAGCAGUUCUAACACUUAA
Conger conger (European conger) is the source of this 3337-nucleotide messenger RNA. RefSeq names its product adhesion G protein-coupled receptor G3-like. Gene Ontology annotation, molecular function: G protein-coupled receptor activity. The record is from RefSeq and is a predicted model, not a curated record. NCBI's taxonomy places the organism in Eukaryota, Metazoa, Chordata, Actinopteri, Anguilliformes, Congridae. The transcript is spliced from 12 exons. The coding region runs from base 55 to 1815 and encodes 586 amino acids. Gene Ontology annotation, biological process: adenylate cyclase-activating G protein-coupled receptor signaling pathway; cell surface receptor signaling pathway. Gene Ontology annotation, cellular component: membrane.